This is a messenger RNA of Stegodyphus dumicola, 2450 nucleotides long. RefSeq names its product heme-binding protein 1-like. The record is from RefSeq and is a predicted model, not a curated record. NCBI's taxonomy places the organism in Eukaryota, Metazoa, Arthropoda, Arachnida, Araneae, Eresidae.
UGUACUCGUACUUUGUUUACACACAAAGUUUGGUGUAAUGUCCGCGUGUGAGCUAUAUAAUAACUCUUCGAAAAAUCUCAAGUGGAAUCUCAAGCGAUCUUUUGAACUCUAGUUAUCGUUGUAAAAACUGACCUUCAGCUUGAUCAAAACUUAUCGAAAAGAUCUUCCAACUGCGCUUCAAAAAAAUCAACGCUAGCUUACUCAGAAGACGUGAUUUUAAAUUUCCGGUAUGAAUAUUUUGCUCGUGACUGCUUUAAUCGCUUUGUGUUUACUGAACGUGUCAGCUGAGAACUGCGAAAGAAAUGGAGCUAGAUGUCUGGAUUACACAGUACUGCAGACUCAUGAGGGUUAUGAAGAAAGAUCUUAUCCAUCGAUAGUUUGGGUUAGUGCCAGCAAAAAUGGGAAAAGCAAGGCCGAUGUUUCCAGGCCACUUAUAAAGCUGCUGUAUGCUUAUCUUGGAGGUGCAAAUGAUAGAGGAGAGAAUCUGGAAAUGAUGGUGCCUGUGAGAACUGCAAAAAAGGUGAAUGAUGGGUACAACACGUACACCAUGUCAAUAGCUUUACUGCCAGAGCAAAGUGAAAAUCCACCUGUUCCAACUAAUCCUCUUGUCACGGUUGUGAGAGAGCCUGAAACGACUUAUGUUGCUAGAUCAUUUGGUGGACAGGCUCGCUCAGACAGCAUAUGGGACAAUGAAGCCGACGCCUUGAAAGCUUCAGCUUCAAUAAAUGGAGCACUCAACACUACCUUCUAUUAUAUUAAUGUGUACGACAGUCCAUGGCGUGAAACAGAACGCCUUAAUGAAGUCUGGUUUAAGAAGAAUGAUUUCUAAACUGAAUUCUCUAUAUUUUUGUUAAGAAAAUAUCGGAGGAAAAAUUGAAAAAAAAAAUUAAGUUUUGAAAUUUCUCCCUUAGCUUCGUCGUUUAUUUUAUCCUAAACUAUUUCUAUUCUAACCUAACUAGUAAGCCCCCUAUUCUCUAACGAAUCGACAGAUGCUUUAAAUCAAAAUGGCCAACUAACGUACCUGUGUCCUGUCCAACGUUCAGCCUUUGAUUUAAUGACCAGGGUCUGGGAUAUGUCUCGAAUAAUCUUUUUGAUGUGUUAAUAUUAAUGUAAACUCUCAAAAAUGCACGGAAAGAACUAAACGUUUUUUACUGUUCAGUGAUCUUUUUAGAUUGUUUUUGAUUAUUCUCAUUUGGAGACACUACUUGUAAACAUAAACAUUGAUCAACUGAGUGUUCCCACAAUCACCUGUUUUUGAUUACUCUCAUUUCCGGAGACAUUAUUAGUAAACAUAAACAUUGAUCAACUGAGUGCUCCCACAUCACCACACACAUUUUUUUUUCUCUUUGCCUUACUGAAUAAUAUUGAUCAAAAUGCUGAUAUCAAUGCUAACUCUGGAAAUAAUAGCUAAACAAUAGAUAAUAAUUUAAGUAACCACUAAAUAAAGUAGGCAAUUCAUGCCUUAAAGCUCAUCCAUCUCCUAAUGUCUUAAAAAUAACUUCAAAACAGUUCAGAAUAAAAAUUAAAAAAUUAGAUCUUAUUCAAAAGGCUUAUAACAACCUAUGGAGUGUAUUGCUGGAAUCUUAAAAUUGCCAAUUUUAUAUAUAUAUAGAUAGAUAACAUCUUACCUGUUUUCCAAGAUUAAAGUCUUAAAACUUUGGAUUCCAUUUUAAAUUGCUUUACAAAUCAUUGCCAUCCUCAGCUUCAAAACAAAGAAUAAUGAAAUUAAACAUUUUGAUAUCUUUCAAUGUUUUCAAAUAGUGAAUUCUUAUUUAUGUAUGUUAAAAGUUCGUAUAAACUUUAUGAAUAAACAAGUAGUAACAUUUUUUACAGGGGAAGGUGAUUUGAUUUGCAUCCCAAAUAUAAAUUGUGCAGUGAAUAUAAAAAAGUAUGGCAACACUUUAUGCACUGUAAGCGUAAACUUUGCUCAACUGAAUGCAUCCUAUUCAGACUCAGUUUGUUUUCUCUUCGCUUUUUCUAACAUAAAGUAUUAUUUUGUUUCCAGUUAAAACAUUACAAGUUAUUCCAAACUCAAAUAACCUUUUUGAAAACUUUUUCUUCCGUUGGAAAUGUAAAGUAAUUUUCUCGGUUGUAUGAAAUGUACGAAAAAGAAUUUUAAAUGUACAUAUAUCAUAAAUCUUUUGUUAUUUUUUCAAUAUGCAUACUUCUGUGGAAAAAGUGAAUGCAUGUAAUUAUAUCAUUACUUUGUAUACUAUUUAGAAGAUUUGUUACAUUGCCAAAUUUUUAAGAAUCCUGAAGAUGAACAAAUUUGUUAAAAGCUAAUAACAAUCUGUCUUCCUCAUGCGAAACGAUAAUCUAUAAACUAAACUACAAUCUAAGUCGAUUUUUGCAUGAGUUUAAACGUAGGGAUAUGAAUUGUUUUGAGUACUUUAUAUAGAAAUUACAUUUAUAAGAAUUUGACUUCUGAAUUAAAUUUACUUUGAAAGAAA